ACUAAACAUUUGCUGCCAUCAGCAACUACAUUGAAACAGGAGAAAGAUGAAACGGUUAUCGAGAUGCUGCUGCUGCUGCAACGUGCGGGACGGGUCCAUCGUGGUGGGCGUGCUGGGCAUCCUGCUGUCCAUCGCAACCAUCAUCUUCAUCUGGCUGGCUCCGAGCCACCUUGUCUCCUUCAAAUCCUACUUCUUUGAAGAACAGGAUAAACAGUACAGUAUUUCAAAAAUCAUUAUGACCAUCAGUUUAUGCUUCACGAUACUGAUAUGCAGUGCCCUCAUCAUAGCAAUCAAAAAGCGACGUUCAUGGCUGAUGCUCCCGUUCGUGGUACUUGGACUGGUGCUGGCCAUUGGGCUGCUCAUCAGCAUUCUGCACACAUCCAUCGUUCUUUACACGGACGAUAAAGAGGAUUACACCAUCUUAGCCACCUGCAUACUAGUGGGCGGCUUGAUCUAUCUAAUUCUAUAUUUGUACCUGUGGGUGGUAGUAUUCAGCCAUUACCUGGACACACGUGACGAGGAAGAGCGAGGACGGUACAGCAAAAGCCCUUACAGACGAUAGAAACGAACAACAACCCAUUGAUGUACAAGACUAAAAUAAUUUAAGGCGCCUAACACCUCCAGUGACCUAGUCACAUUGAACGGGCAACUAAGCAGUUAUGGUGUUCCGUUAAUGUGCUCAUCAUACUAUAUAAUACAUAUAGGUAUACAGCUAAGAGAAAAUAGUUAUGUAGCAAUCAAACACUCCCAAGAUCUUUAGACGGGCACAUCUGCGAAACGCUGUGAAUACUCUAUUUCUAGCAAGACUUAUUAGCUAGUCGCGGUGCUGCCGCGUACCUUUUUUUUACUUUUUAAUCUGCCAGAAUCUAGUCCCGUUCGCAUCUGUAUGGAGGCUGCAUUUGAACGUGUUUAAAAAAAUGUAGGUACAUUCAAAAAAGUUGGAUGUCUCAGUCUCAUAUGUACGUUUGGUUUGGUCAAAACCAACUUUUUCAGAUGUUCUGUUUCAUAUGCCAAGAUGAAUCUGAUUGGUAUUGGGCAUACAAAAUGUAUGCUUAAAUGUGUAUUGCAUAUUAAGUAUGUCUAAUAUUAUAUUAUACAUUACUAAUGAUUAACUGUCGAAUAAAACUCUCAACUCGAAUGGCUCUUUUAGGAUACAACUUUGGAAGCGCUAAAAUACUAAAAAAUAAUAUUAUUGCAAAAAACACUAAAAAUAUAUAUUAUAGAUAUGUAUUUUUUUUGCGUGACAUUAGAAACAUUUAAAAACACAUACGUGUAAGAUUUUUAGACUAGAAUAAGACUGGUUAGUUCUAUUCAUGCCUAAAAAACUUAGAUAGAUUAGACUCUAAAAUUUAGAUGCACCAAAACUGUAGGUACUCUUUAUUUGUAAGAUGUGUCAGUAAAAGUAUAUAAUCAAUAAUAGAAAAAGGUGUCUAAAGGUCCAAUUCGAGUCCACCUAUCUCAAAAGUAGCUACAUAAUGAAUUUAUCAUAUGGUAGCGCCGUCAACUUCUGCCACAUUCUCAGGCCCCGAAGAGAUAUAGAUCAGACUUUCCUGCAGAAAAAUGUUUAAGCAAAAUGUGAUUGUUUUAGACUUAAAUAUACAUAUGUAUGUAGGAUGGAGUCCAAAAAUUAAACCCACUAUCACUUUUUGAUUUAUAUUUGCUUUUUAACUAUUACAGCUCAAUUUUAGUUACACCACCAUUCGCCAUCUUUCUUUUCCAUCCCUCCUCUCACUCCCUUACACGCUAACAGUUGCGUUCAGGUAAAAUAAUGUUACAACCAAAAUAAAAUACAAAAUAGACUCCUACAUGUAUACUCUUUAUUAUUGUAUACUUAUACUAUCGCAUAAUCGAAAAAAAUGAAAUGACCGACAACAUUUCAUUUUUAGCAAGUUAUUCUUAAACUUUUUAUUUUUGUGUAAUACACCACCUAUAUCAGCCGUAGAAGCCAAUAAAAACCAGUUUGACUUUAGAGUUUAUUGCGAGAGAAUACGGUAAUGAGUUGAAUGAGUUCACUGAUGGCUGUUAUACGUGGGCAUAGAGAAACGAGCUUACCUUUUACUGUAUGGGGUGGGGCUAUACAGCCAUUAAAAAGUGCCUUAUUGUAGCAUAAGAGCAAAGUUGAAUAUUUAACAGAUUAGUCCAAUAAUUACGCUUUUACGAGAUGUACCUAAUGUAUCUAUUGGGUAUGUCAGGCAUAUAUAAGAAUUAAAAGCAACGACAACACAGUUUAGAAAAAAAUAUGAACUUAUUGCCAAAAUGAUUUUCCUAUUUGGCAAAUAAUCAUUGUAUAUUGUUACCGCCAGUGCCAGUCAUGUUCACAGUCAACAUGUUUAAUAAAGUUACACUCAGGCUACUGCGACUACUGGGCAUGUACUUGUAGGUAUGAAUCGUAGCUAUCGUAAGUCAGUCCUCGCAGUAUGAAUAUCGCCAUACUUAAAUUUUUACGAAAAAAUAUUACAUCUAUUAUUAUAUACAUACUUACAUAAUUGUUGCAAAAGAGUUAACCUAUUAAAAACGCAAAUAAAAUACUCAUGAUAGAUCUGUAAUUUUAUGUAACUUAUAGGCAUUAUAGGAAUUGAAUGCUACAUUAAAUAUAUUCAAUUCAAUCCAAUUCAAUUCAAUUAUUUAUUCAUAAAAUUUUACAUUUUAUGUAAGUUGCAUAUUAGCGCAAAUAUUUUGUAGUCAAUUAUUUUUAAAUUUAAUGUAUGUUCGAAUAUACCUACUGAAGCGAAAUAUUUUUUUGCGAAUAAGUAAAAAUAAUGUAUAAUGACUGACAGUGACAGUCGAUACUCUAGUAUUUUUAUAAAAUGAUAUUAUAAAUUAUAAACUGACGUGUUUGAUUGUUUUUUAUUAUUAUUUAAACAGUAAGAGAAUAUGCUAUCAUGAUCAUAAUGUGCAACACAUAAUAAGACCUACUUACGUAUAUUAAACGCACAAUUUAAAUUAGUCCCCAGGUAGCAAAAUGACGUAAAAUGACGUCAGCGACGUCAUAAUGACGGCAUUAUUACGUCAUUACGACGUCGCUGACGUCAUUUGACGUCCUUUUGCUACCUGGGUCGUGAUUUUAUGAAACUUGUAUAAUAUGUAUAAAUAAACUGGAUAUACAUUAAACAAGUUCUAUGAACUUUGAAGAAUGCUAAUCAUAGUUAUGAAUGUUCUGAUUUUAUGAUCUGGGUAUAACAUCAUUAAUUUUUACAGAAUAUUAUAAAUAGUAUCUAAUUUAUAUUUCUAAAGAUACAUAAUAACUUAUUUCUUUGUUUAUUAAGUAUUUAACAUAAUAAAGUACAAUUUUAAUAAACGUUGUAAUAAAUGCUUAA
Molecule: messenger RNA, 3317 nt
Organism: Cydia strobilella
Lineage: Eukaryota; Metazoa; Arthropoda; Insecta; Lepidoptera; Tortricidae
Product: lysosomal-associated transmembrane protein 4B-like
Exons: 4
Coding region: 47-562 (171 amino acids)
Source: RefSeq, a predicted model, not a curated record